This is a messenger RNA of Kwoniella shivajii, 423 nucleotides long. RefSeq lists its product as uncharacterized. NCBI's taxonomy places the organism in Eukaryota, Fungi, Basidiomycota, Tremellomycetes, Tremellales, Cryptococcaceae. Gene Ontology annotation, biological process: negative regulation of Arp2/3 complex-mediated actin nucleation; actin filament debranching. Gene Ontology annotation, cellular component: actin cortical patch. Bases 1 to 423 code for a protein of 140 amino acids. Gene Ontology annotation, molecular function: Arp2/3 complex binding; actin binding. The record is from RefSeq and is a predicted model, not a curated record. The transcript is spliced from 7 exons.
AUGUCCACUAGAACAGUAGAUAUCCCUCAGGAUGUGUUGGCAGCAUUGAAGAAAUUCAGAUUCACAAAUCGUAAAACCACAGCUGCGAUAUCGGUCAAAAUCAUUAAAUCAAAUCUAUCAAUGGCUGUAGAUGAGGAAUUCGAAGAUCAAUCAAUUGAGGAGAUAGCCGAAGAAUUGCCUGAAAACCUCCCUAGAUAUCUAGUCCUCUCACAUGAACUCACACAUAGAGAUGGAAGAAUAUCGUAUCCUCUGAUCCUGAUCAAUUGGGCACCAAGUGGUGCACCAACGGAAUUGAUGACUUUACAUGCCAGUUCAUUGAGUUAUUUCCAGCAAGUAGCAGAAAUAGCAAAGGUGCUGGAAGUUAGAGAUGGGGCAGAAGGAUUAGAUACGAAAGCUGUCAAUGAUAAACUGCUUGCCAAUUAA